AUGUCUACAACUUCCAAGCUGACUCUUUUGAGCACCAUUAUAAGCACCGUGGGCAUCGUGGCCUUUGUCCAUUGGGCCCAAACUGCGGAAAAGAGUGCGAUGCAUGCUGGUGUCAUUCGAGAUAUGGAGCAGCAGCGAGUCAAACGAGAGCGUCAAGCCGACUUUGAAAUGCAGAGGCAGUUGGAGGAGGAGUACAAAAAAUCGCAGUCGGUCCAUGACAGUACCCAAGGAGCUUGA
Exophiala viscosa is the source of this 237-nucleotide messenger RNA. RefSeq lists its product as uncharacterized. The coding region runs from base 1 to 237 and encodes 78 amino acids. The transcript has 2 exons. Lineage: Eukaryota; Fungi; Ascomycota; Eurotiomycetes; Chaetothyriales; Herpotrichiellaceae. The record is from RefSeq and is a predicted model, not a curated record. Gene Ontology annotation, biological process: mitochondrial respiratory chain complex IV assembly. Gene Ontology annotation, cellular component: mitochondrion.